Triticum turgidum subsp. durum (durum wheat) is the source of this 1290-nucleotide messenger RNA. The record is from the annotation of a GenBank genome assembly. NCBI's taxonomy places the organism in Eukaryota, Viridiplantae, Streptophyta, Magnoliopsida, Poales, Poaceae.
AUGGCGGAGGCGUCGGGCGACGGGAGCAUGGAAGACAGGAUCAGCGCCCUCCCGGACGAGCUCCUCAUCCAUGUUCUCUCCCACCUGCGCUCACGCGAAGCUGUGCACACAUGCGUGCUGGCACGGCGCUGGCGGGACCUCUGGCAGUGGGUGCCCUGCAUCGACGUGUCUUUCAAGGAAUUCGCAGACAUGCCGUAUGAAGAUGAUGAUGAAGACGACUUUGAGUUCAAGAGGUUCGUCAACCGUUUGCUGAUGCUCCGUAGACCCGUUGACCUGGAGGCGUUCUGGCUCGAGUACAGGUUGCCGACCGACACCGAAUACCCUGAAGAUGACUCCGCCGAUGCCAACCUAUGGAUCGCCCAUGCGUUACAGUACAAGGCUCAGGCUGUCAAGGUUGUCGAUUACAACUAUCGUUUGCAUCUCGCUCCUGCGGUAUUCACUUCAGCCUACUUGAAAAGACUGCACAUCUGCUUUGCUUUUCUGUUCCAAGGUUUCUUUAAGCACCUCGACAUGGGCUGCCCAGUAUUGGAGGAUCUAUUCGUAUCGAAUACCAGCAUUAAGGACCGUGAUAUUUUCUCCAAUACACUGAAGUAUUUGACCCUCACUGAUGACUUUCUCCACCCACUUGAGCAUGAUCACCAGCCUUCUAUUUCUGCUCCAAAGCUCAUUUCUCUGUCCAUCGACGGGAGUCCUUCUGGGCCCAGGCUACCUAUACUAAAGAACAUGACAUCUCUAGAGACGGCGUCAGUCGUACUUGUAUGGAAGUUAAUCAGUAAUUGUAAUGCUGAUGAUAUCAAGCAGUUUCUUGGAGAACUCUCUCAUGUUAGAAGUUUGGACCUCUGUUAUGGCGUCGAAAAGGUGGAGAUGGAAAAGAAUUACAGAUGGUGCCCAACAUUUCCUAAUCUUACAGACCUGACGCUUCAUAGUUGGUGUGUGUGUGGGAAUUUCUAUGCGCUGACAGUCUUCCUUCAGAACUCACCUAAUCUUAAGAAGCUAACUCUUGAUCUAUACCAGGUAUAUGGUCAUCUCCAUAGCAUUUAUCCUUCAAUCAAUGUUGGUGCAUUUACUGUAAAGAUAAAACUGUUCCUUUUUAUUUGCCAGCCUUGGUAUGAAAAUGGGGUUAUAUGUGCAAUCACUGGUGAGCUGGAGGAUAGAUCAUUUACAUGUGAGCAGCUUGAGAUUGUUGAAAUCAUAUGCUCGGAGGGAAAUGAGCUGCUACCUUGGGUGAAUCAGUUCUUGCUUGAUAGUGGCAUAAGGCCUGAUCAGAUGCGUGUCAGUUACGAGGACUAA